This is a messenger RNA of Dictyostelium discoideum AX4, 5181 nucleotides long. RefSeq names its product leucine-rich repeat-containing protein (gene roco4). Gene Ontology annotation, molecular function: protein serine kinase activity; protein kinase activity; ATP binding. The transcript has 2 exons. Gene Ontology annotation, cellular component: mitochondrion; cytosol. The coding region runs from base 1 to 5181 and encodes 1726 amino acids. NCBI's taxonomy places the organism in Eukaryota, Evosea, Eumycetozoa, Dictyosteliales, Dictyosteliaceae. The record is from RefSeq and is a predicted model, not a curated record. Gene Ontology annotation, biological process: response to oxidative stress; sorocarp stalk development.
AUGGAUUCAUCACAACAAUUACAAGAAUCCCAACAACUACAACAACAAUAUACUAGGGUUGGUAUUGAUGUUAUUGGUCCAAUGAAAGAUUUAAUAAUAUCAGUAAUGAAUAGUUUAGAUACAACAUUUAAGAUUAUAAAUGAAACCUAUCGUAUAGUAUAUUUUGAUACAGAUGAAACCAAGUUAACCUCAUCAAAUUUAGAUAGUGAUGAUGAGGAGUUUGAAAGUGAUGAUGAUGCUGACGAGGAAGCAGAUCUUCAAAUACAAGCAUCUUGUAAUCUUUAUACAUUUGAUGGUAAAAAUCGACAAUCAGUCGACGAAAUAAAGAGAAUAGUACAACAUUUAAAUGAAACACAAUCACAACAGAACGACAAUCAAGCAGUACCGGUUAUACCAACAUUUUUCGUUGUAGUUAAUAUUGGUGUUGGCCCAUCAUUUGUUUCAGAGAUUAAAUCCGCUGCAGGUACAACUCAAUUCAUUGAAUGGAUUGUAAACGAUCAAGCCUCAAAGGAAGUUUUCAAAGUUUCAACAAAUUUAUUAUCUCAUCAUAAAAAACAAAUUGAAUUAACUCAUGCUUGUACAGUUGGUGAUGUAAAUUAUUUAGAUCAAAUUAUUUUAUCUGGUGUUUCAACAGAUCAAUUAAAAGAAGCACAUAAAGCAGGACAUGCAAUUGUAUUUGAUUCAUUAUUAACACAUAAUAGUAAUUCAUUAGUUGUUACAGGUACAAUGGCAUUAUUAGGAGCGAUUGUAGAGAAUGGAGAUAGAAAAGGUAAACGUUUAUCAUUAUCAAGAUCGAAUUUAUCUAGAUUCCCAAUGUCGAUAACACAAAUGUGUACUCAUUUGGUUGAGUUAGAUUUAAGUGAUAAUAAAAUCACCGAAUUACCAAAGGAUAUCCAAUUGUUAAAGUCUUUGAGAAUUUUAAUUUUACGUGGUAAUCUAUUGGAAGAUAUACCAUUGGAGAUUUGUUAUUUAGGAGAUUUAAAGAUUUUAGAGUUACAAGAAAAUCCAUUGAAUAAUUUCCCAUUGAGUGUUGUUCAAAGUGGUACAAAGAAUCUUUUAUUAUUUUGUAAGAAUAUAUUGGAGCGUAAAAAGAGUGAAACUUGGAAUAAGGUCAAGUUGAUGUUUGUUGGUCAAGAGGGUGUUGGUAAAACAAGUCUUUGUCAAGCAUUGAAAGGGUCAAAGAAAAAGAAAGCAGAACUUCAGGUCACUGGUGAUACCGUUUCAACAGAGGGUGUAAAGAUUCAAAAUAUAAAGAAUAAAAAAGUGGAAUUUCAUGCAUGGGAUUUCGGUGGUCAACAAGUGUUUUAUCCAACUCAUCAAUUCUUUUUGACAACUCAUGCCUUGUAUUUGGUAGUAUUUAAAUUGACCGAUCCGAACUUUGCAGAGAGAGUAAACUAUUGGGUACGUCAAGUUAAAUCCAAUUCAAGUGGUGCUGUUCCAGCCAUCUUUUUGGUUGGUACUCAUAGUGAUGUUUGUACUCCUGAACAACUACAAGAGGCAGAAUCAAUUCUAAAGGCAAACUUUGUAAAAUAUUCACGUGUUAAAGAGAACACUAUCAAUUUCGUUUGUUGUGCAACUGGUAAAGGUAUUAAAGAGUUGAAGAAGAGAUUAAUUCAUGAGGCCGAAAAAUCUCAUCUCAUUAAAAAAGAUAUUCCAGGUAACUAUAUGGUUUUAGAGGCACGUUUAACCAAUAGAGGCGCUAAUCCCGGUAGAAUGGCCGUUUCAGGUUCACCAAUCGGUGGUGGAAGUAGUGCUCAACUCUCUUCAAAUGCUAUCAAUUCUCAAAAGGAAAGAUAUAUCGAUUAUGAUGACUAUAUGAACGAAUGUAAACUCUCUCAUCUACAACCAGAAGAAAUUAAAGGUGCCACUGAUUUCCUUCACAAUUUAGGUAUCAUCUUACAUUUUGAUACUCCAACUCUAAAGAAUUUAGUGGUUUUAGAUCCUCAAUGGUUGGCUGAUGUUAUGUCCUCUUUAAUCACUUUCUCGCACAAUUGGAUCAAACGUGGUAUUCUUAAUCACUCAGAGUUGGUCGCUGUUUGGGGUGGUAAAUAUGAUCAAUCACUUUGGCCAUUACUUUUAAAACUAUUGGAGAAGUUUGAAGUCUCCUACGAAUUACCAAACAUUGCAAAAUCUUUAAUUCCAUCAUUGUUACCAGAGGAUGCAGAGGGUGAAAUUUCAACAAUUAAAGAUCGUGAAUGGGUAACAUUACCACAAGCAAUUGAAAGUGGUCGUUGUCAAGUAUUUGGUUGUGAUUAUAAUUUCGAUUUUAUGCCAUUAGGUUUUUUUGCACGUCUUUUAUUAAGAAUUUUAUUAAUUUCAGGUGUUGAAGUUAGAACUUAUUGGAGAAAUGGUGUAUUAUUAGAUAUUUUAACACCUGAACAAGUAAAAUUACAACAAUCUAAACAGCAACAAUUACAACAACAACAACAACAACAAAAUAAUAACGAAUCAAAUGAUUCAUCUGUAAAUAAUAACAACAACAACAACAACAACAACAACAAUAAUAAUAUAAUAAAUUCAUCAUCAUCAUCAUCAUUAAAUUUAACACAAACAUCAACAUCAACAUCACCAUCAAAAUUAAGUUUAAAUAAUUCACAAAUUAAUAAUUCAAAUUCAACGUUAAAUUCUCAACAAUUAAUAAAUCCUUCAGUAUCACCAUUAUCAUCAACAACACCAAGACAUCAAGCAUUAAUUACAUUUAUUAAAAAGAAAUCAUUUGAAUCCAAAGAUAAAGAUUCAUAUAAAUUGAAUAUUGAAGUUAGAUCAUUUAAUACAACCAUUGAAAAGGAUCAUUCAGCAUCAUUAUUCUUUCAACAAAUUCUCUUUACCAUUGAUACAUUAUUGGCAAGUUCAUAUGUUGGUUUAGAGAUCACUCGUAUGAUUCCAUGUAUUCAUUGUGUUCAAAAGAAUCCACGUGCCGAUCCAUAUUACUUUGAUUUCAGUAGUUGUAUUUCUGCACUUCAAGAUGGUAAACCACAUCUCUUCUGUAGAAAUGAUCCAUCAAUUCCAGUGCGUAUCGAUUAUAUCGCACCAGAUCUUUGCUUAAAGAAAGUACCAACCUUGGCAGACAAUGAAAUCGAAUAUGAAAAACAAAUUGGUAAAGGUGGUUUUGGUUUAGUUCAUAAGGGUAGAUUGGUCAAGGAUAAAUCAGUUGUAGCAAUUAAAUCUUUGAUUUUAGGUGAUAGCGAGGGUGAAACUGAAAUGAUUGAAAAAUUCCAAGAGUUUCAACGUGAAGUCUUUAUUAUGUCCAAUCUUAAUCAUCCAAAUAUCGUUAAACUCUAUGGUUUAAUGCAUAAUCCACCACGUAUGGUUAUGGAGUUUGUACCAUGUGGUGAUCUUUAUCAUCGUCUUUUGGAUAAAGCUCAUCCAAUUAAAUGGUCUGUCAAAUUACGUUUAAUGUUAGAUAUUGCUUUGGGUAUAGAAUAUAUGCAAAAUCAAAAUCCACCAAUCGUUCAUCGUGAUCUUCGUUCUCCAAAUAUCUUUUUACAAUCUUUGGACGAGAAUGCUCCAGUUUGUGCAAAAGUAGCCGAUUUUGGUCUCUCUCAACAAUCAGUUCACUCAGUUAGUGGUUUAUUAGGUAAUUUCCAAUGGAUGGCUCCUGAAACUAUUGGUGCCGAAGAAGAAUCUUAUACUGAAAAGGCUGAUACCUACAGUUUUGCUAUGAUUCUCUAUACAAUUCUAACUGGUGAAGGUCCAUUCGAUGAAUAUUCCUAUGGUAAAAUUAAAUUCAUCAAUAUGAUUAGAGAAGAAGGUCUUCGUCCAACAAUUCCAGAGGAUUGUCCGCCACGUCUUCGUAAUGUUAUUGAACUUUGUUGGUCCGGUGAUCCAAAGAAGAGACCACACUUUAGUUAUAUCGUUAAAGAAUUAUCCGAAUUACGUAAUGGUAAUACCACAUCAACUACUACCAAUACCUCUUCAACUACCAACAAUUUAAAUAGUGCCAACGUUUCAAUUGCUUCCACCUCUUCAAAUGCUGAUGAUGGUAGUCAAACCAAUAACAAUAACAACAACAACAACAACAACAACAACAAUAACAACAAUAACAGUGGUAGUAGUAUUGCUUUAUCACCAUCUAGAUCAUUUGAACAACAAACAACCACUACAACUACAACAACCACUUCACCAUCUUCACCAUCUACAUCAUUCAUAAACUCAAGUGGUAGUUAUAAUACAGAAAGUUAUUCAGUGGCAAGUAGUAGUACCACCAAUCUAUUGAAUACUCUUAAUAAUGCAAAUCAACCAGUUAACUUUAUUGGAACUGCUAGUGUUCACAAAAAGAUGGAAGUUUUAGCGGGUGUUGAAGCAGGUGAAACCGUUUGGACCAAAUCAGCCGAUUCAAGUCUUUGUUUCUGGAGUACAAAGAAAGGUCAUCUCAUCAAUGAAUUGAAAUGUCCACAUACAGUCGCAACUACAAUGAUGAUCAAAGUUGGUAAAUACAUUUGGGAAGCAACCAAUAGUAAUGGAAUUUACAUUUGGGAUAUGGGUACAAUGACAAUCGUUCAACAACUUACAACUCCUCAUAAGGGCGAUGUUUGUCUUCACUUUGUAGAGUAUGGUGAUAACAAUGGUGUUUGGAGUGGUGGUUCAGAAGGUACCGUUUGUCUUUGGGAUAUGCAAACAUUUGAAAAGAAACAUUCAUUCAGUUUAGAGUCUGCCAUCACUGCAAUGUCCUACUUUGGAAAUAAUACUUUGUACAUUGCUUCAGGUUCUCAUAUCGUUGUAUUUAAAACUAAAACACUCUUAAUGAAUGUCAAUCAAAAUUGGAAACAUAGUACUGGCUCCAUCACUAGUAUCUUGGCAAUGAAAGAUGAAGUUUGGAGUGGUGGUUCCGAUGGUAGAAUCUAUAUUUGGAAGGUAAAGAAUGAAUUCGAGUUACAAAAGGUUCAAAGUUUAGAAGCACAUCAUGAAAAGAUUACCUCUCUUAUCCAUUUAGAGGAUAAUGUCUUAUCGGGUUCAACCGAUAAAUGUAUUUCUUUGUUCAAAAUAUCAGAUCCAAAGAAACCAUUUACAACUCAAGAACAUCAUAAACAAGGUGUUACCUCUAUCGUUAAAGUUCAAUCUCAUAUCGUUUGGGCUAUCACAAGUGAUACUACAACUCCAUUAGUACUUUGGAAUAUACCUCAAAAAUGGGAAAAGAAAACUGCAAAUGGUAUUUUACCGAGAUUAAAAUUUUUCCGUUAA